Molecule: messenger RNA, 3109 nt
Organism: Dalotia coriaria
Lineage: Eukaryota; Metazoa; Arthropoda; Insecta; Coleoptera; Staphylinidae
Product: ras-related protein Rac1
Exons: 4
Coding region: 510-1088 (192 amino acids)
Biological process (GO): small GTPase-mediated signal transduction; regulation of cell shape; cortical cytoskeleton organization
Cellular component (GO): cytoplasmic vesicle; cell projection; cytoskeleton
Molecular function (GO): GTPase activity; protein kinase binding; GTP binding
Source: RefSeq, a predicted model, not a curated record
GCGAGCAGCGAAGCAUCGCGACGCAGUGUGAGACGGCAAAUGAGCGUAUUUUGGAUUCGCGUUUAGUCGCUAACUAACUCGCUACGUGUGGGGCGUUGUACGCACAGCACUGCUCCAAGUACUCCUAUCAUCGUUUCGCGUAAUCUGCGAACCGCAAUCGGCCGUAACGAGAAGUCGCAUUAAAAAGCGAUCGGCGCCGAAGUGGGCUGGCAGGGCAGGAUCAGUGUGUGUGCGUCCGCUUUGGCAGGUCGGUCAGUGCAUGGUGCGAGCAGGAGUUCAUCGGGCAGAGUGUAAUCGUGGCCUUCAACGCCGGACAUCGCGCACAACAGACUGCCUUACACACCCAAGGCGGCCAAGGAUCUCCACCACGAAACGGUCACACCUGGACACCGCAGCAGUGACCCAUCGUUCUAAAGCUGCGCGGCCGUCAUCCUAGCCGCCGCCGACGCUUCACAACACACCGAGCGCACAAAUCCAAUUAGCUUUAAUAGUGUACUUGACAGGGGAGGAUGCAGGCGAUCAAAUGCGUUGUCGUCGGCGAUGGUGCCGUCGGUAAGACAUGCUUACUGAUAAGUUAUACAACCAAUGCCUUCCCGGGGGAAUACAUACCGACUGUGUUCGAUAAUUAUUCGGCCAAUGUUAUGGUCGAUGGGAAGCCUAUAAAUUUGGGACUGUGGGAUACGGCGGGUCAGGAGGAUUACGAUCGUUUGCGUCCAUUAUCUUACCCACAGACUGAUGUUUUUCUGAUAUGCUUUUCCCUUGUAAAUCCGGCUUCGUUCGAGAAUGUGAGAGCAAAGUGGUUUCCUGAAGUGAGACAUCACUGUCCAAACACGCCAAUUAUUCUGGUCGGAACCAAGUUGGAUUUACGCGAUGAUAGGGUGACAAUUGAAAAACUAAAAGACAAAAAGUUGACGCCAAUUACUUAUCCACAGGGGUUGGCCAUGGCGAAAGAAAUCAGCGCCGUGAAAUACUUAGAGUGCUCAGCGCUCACACAAAAAGGCCUGAAGACAGUAUUCGACGAAGCCAUCCGGGCCGUCCUGUGUCCGGUGAUGCCCGUGAAGCCAAAACGAAAAUGCACAAUUCUUUAAGACUUCACAACGCUAAGUCACGCAUUAACUAAUAACUAAAUCAACAGAGCAUUACAAAACAUUUUACAUGCGAAGCGCGAUUCAUUAACAUUUUAACAUGUACAUUAACACACACUAAGAACACGUGUAAUUUUAAUCGAAACAAACACUAUGGAUUAUAUUCGAUUCAUCCAUUUUCUUGUUCUAAAAUACUUCAUUGUUCAUCGAUUUCAAAUAGCCGAUAGAGAAAAACACAGCAUUCUUCUACAUCUGCAUGCCAGUUGCUAAAAACGAACGCAAACUGCAACAUUUUCGCAAUUUUGCCAAAUGUGGAGAAAUGUGCAAUUGAUCGAUAAGUAGGAACUAAAUAAACGAGAGCACAAUUUACAAAUUUUACCGAUACAGAUGUAGUCGGAGAGAAACAGUAUGUCAAGAGGGAACGGUGUAUAAAUGUGAUUUAAGUAUAUAACUGCUAAUUAAUUACUGAAAUUAAUUAAGAGAUAUACAUAGCAAGAUGAAUAUUAUUACUGAUUAUUAAGUGCAUUGAUUUAUGUUUUGUAUUAUUUGCGCAUUUAAUUUUAGAGAUAUUUAGCUAUCAAUGCAAAGUGCAAAUUUUUAAAACAUCUAAUGGAUAGUCAUUGAAAUGAAAUCAAAAGCAAACUGAUACGAAAUUAUAUUUUUUUAUUAGAUGGAAGCGAAUCAGAACAUUUGUAGCUGAAAGUAAAUAUUAGUGGAUUACUUUUCAUUUUCUUCUUUUCUUUGUUUAUUGAAAUAUUGGAUUGAUGAAAAUGAACCUGACCAGACAUUUAUAAUCAUUGACUAAUGAUGAUAAUGAUGUUAAUAUAUGUAAUAAAUAAUUGUUAUUAACGAGCGUUAACUUCACAAUGGAGUGGAAUCGAUUCGCGGACGAGCACAACGGGCCGGAAGUGGGGGACGCAGCUAUUGAGAGUUGUACGAUAUGUUUAAGCAUAAAUGUAGUUGUUGUAAGGAAAUCAAAACGAACUCAAAGUCACAUUUAUCAAGCUGUAAAUUGAUGUUCUGGUCGCCGGAGAAGCAUUGAUAGGCGAUAACAAACGAGAAAUGUGUGAGUGUUGUUUCAUGGAAAUGGUCGUUAUACGAUUAUCAGCAAACUGUUUGUCACAUCCCGCCUACUGAAACAAGCGUUUUUACAUUUCUUAAUGCGGUUACUGAAUUCCGAGAUAAUCCGUCACUACCACACGCUUGCGUCUGAUAAUAAUCAGCAGACAUUGUAAAAACUAUCGCAUUAAUACUGUUUUGCUUGAUGAAAUAAUGAUAUUGAUAAAUUAACGUGCAACUGCAUGUUGUUGCGGUUCGUUGAGUAUGAAUAAGAUGAAAAUGUUUGAAAUGAUUAUUUUUUGCUUUAUAAAGAUUUUAUAUUAAUUAAGAUAUAUUUUUGAAUAAUUAGGAAUGCGCGCAUCUGCAUACAGAUUACGUAUUGAAAGGACGUUUGAAUGAGUUAUAGUACUAUUUAUGUUAUGUUAAUUGUAAUUGCUAUUCUUAUUAUUUGCAAUGAAUGCUUAGCGAAGUAAUGCCAAAAGAAAUAAGUACAGUUUCAUCUCACACAUGACUACAUUGUGAACAAACGGUCCUGUCGGAUCACUACUAUCGCGAGAGAAUUCGGUAACUUUUAUUUUAUUCGUCUCAAACACAUCCGCUGAAAAUGUGUAUGGACAGUCUAUUUGCUCAUCUAAUAUUUUCUAUAAUAAUUUGUCUUAUGUUGCAGAUUAAUUAAUUAUUCGGCCUGCAUUUAGAAUAAUCACAAUCAGUUUAGUUAGAGAAAUGAAAUUUUUUGUUAUGUUGUGCUAAGUUAUUUUAUCAAUGCUAACGGGCAUAAAAGAAAACUGGCGACAUUCACGAUAUUAAAAUAUCAACUGGUGGACACUAUGUUUGUUGACAUGGAAAUUUGUACGUGUGUGAUUUGUCGUCGUUACAGCGACUGUGUGUAUUUUUUGUAAAUACUAAAUAUUUUAUUGAUUUAUUCAUAUACAUAACAAUAUAAUGAAAUAAAAGUUUAUAGAUUA